GGGAAGAGAAGCGGUUUCCGGAAGCGCGCCCCCUGGAUAGUCCCGCCUCUUCCUCCAGGACGGUAUAUAAGAGCGAUGCGUCACUUCCGCCCCCUCUUCCACGGGAGGCCUGCACGCCGCCGACUGUGCCGCCGCCAUGUCUCUAGUGAUCCCUGAGAAGUUCCAGCACAUUCUGCGAGUACUCAACACCAACAUCGAUGGGCGGCGGAAAAUAGCCUUUGCCAUCACUGCCAUUAAGGGUGUGGGGCGGAGAUAUGCUCAUGUGGUGUUGAGGAAAGCAGACAUUGACCUCACCAAGAGGGCUGGAGAACUCACGGAGGACGAGGUGGAACGUGUGAUCACCAUCAUGCAGAAUCCACGACAGUACAAGAUCCCAGACUGGUUCUUGAACAGACAGAAGGAUGUGAAGGACGGGAAGUACAGCCAGGUUCUGGCCAACGGUCUAGACAACAAGCUUCGGGAGGACCUGGAGCGUCUGAAAAAGAUUAGAGCCCACAGGGGGCUGCGCCACUUUUGGGGCCUUCGUGUCCGAGGUCAGCACACCAAGACCACUGGCCGCCGGGGCCGUACUGUGGGUGUUUCCAAGAAGAAAUGAGUCCCUGGGCCUUUGCUGUUAAUAAAUAGUUUAUAUGCCUGUG
Molecule: messenger RNA, 638 nt
Organism: Peromyscus maniculatus bairdii (prairie deer mouse)
Lineage: Eukaryota; Metazoa; Chordata; Mammalia; Rodentia; Cricetidae
Gene: Rps18
Product: ribosomal protein S18
Biological process (GO): translation
Cellular component (GO): cytosol; small ribosomal subunit; ribosome
Molecular function (GO): structural constituent of ribosome; RNA binding
Source: RefSeq, a predicted model, not a curated record